AAUGAAAUUUUGGGCAUGGCGACAACACAAUCGUCUUCAACCCCGAAAGCGAUACUUAAUCCUCAAUCAUACUCUCCACCUUUUAAAACUCAACACCAGCACCACCUUUCCGCUCCCAUCACCCCCGUUAUGGCCACUGACUCCUCCCCAAAAUAUCGGCCAGUGUCGUCAUCCCACGAGUUUCAAACCGAAUUUCCGGUAUCGCCCCAAACACAAACAAGGACUACAACCCAUGACGGGCUCCAUUUGUGGCAGUUCAUGGUUGCGGGGUCAAUCGCUGGGUCCGUGGAGCACAUCGCCAUGUUUCCAGUCGACACACUCAAGACCCGCAUGCAGGCUCUGGGCGGGUCAUACCAGGUUCAGCCCGUUGGACUCCGACAAGCUUUCGGGUCGAUUCUGAAGGUCGAAGGACCCGCAGGUCUCUAUCGCGGCAUUGCAGCCAUGGGUCUGGGAGCGGGACCGGCGCACGCUGUUUACUUCUCAGUUUACGAGUUUUGCAAGCGGUUACUUUCAGAGGGAGACCCUAACAACCCGGUGGCUCAUGCAGUUUCGGGAGUGUGCGCGACGGUGAUGAGUGACGCGGUGAUCACGCCGAUGGACGUUGUGAAGCAAAGGCUGCAGCUGAAGAGCAGCCCGUACAAGGGGGUAGGAGACUGCGUUAGGAGGGUAUUGGUGGAGGAAGGUUUCGGGGCGUUCUACGCGUCGUAUAGGACUACGGUGGUGAUGAAUGCGCCGUUUACGGCCGUGCACUUCGCGACUUACGAGGCGGCAAAGAGGGCGCUGAUGGAGGUUUCUCCGGAGAGCGCGGAUGACGAGAGGUUAGUGGUUCAUGCCACCGCAGGUGCGGCUGCCGGGGCUCUUGCUGCUGCUGUGACUACACCGCUUGAUGUAGUGAAAACCCAGCUGCAGUGUCAGGGUGUGUGUGGAUGUGAUAGAUAUUCGAGCAGUUCAAUUGGGACCGUAAUUGGGAGUAUAGUGAAGAAAGAUGGAUAUGGUGCGCUGAUGCGAGGAUGGAUUCCAAGGAUGCUGUUCCAUGCCCCUGCCGCUGCAAUCUGCUGGUCUACUUAUGAAGCAGCCAAAAUUUUCUUUCAACACCACUCUCCAUUCUAAUCAUCAUCUCUCUCCAUUCAACCCUCAAUAAUAUACCAUAUCUAUAUUGGCUUUACUUGUAUUCACUAGCCCACUUAUUAUUGUUACUAAAAAAACAUUAAUAAAGCACAAAACUUGAUUUUUAGUGGGAAA
This is a messenger RNA of Carica papaya (papaya), 1242 nucleotides long. RefSeq lists its product as uncharacterized. Lineage: Eukaryota; Viridiplantae; Streptophyta; Magnoliopsida; Brassicales; Caricaceae. Gene Ontology annotation, molecular function: ferrous iron transmembrane transporter activity. Gene Ontology annotation, biological process: iron import into the mitochondrion. The record is from RefSeq and is a predicted model, not a curated record. Gene Ontology annotation, cellular component: mitochondrial membrane.